This is a messenger RNA of Prunus mume (Japanese apricot), 1237 nucleotides long. Its product is annotated as PAK-box/P21-Rho-binding family protein. The record is from RefSeq and is a predicted model, not a curated record. Lineage: Eukaryota; Viridiplantae; Streptophyta; Magnoliopsida; Rosales; Rosaceae.
AAUUAAGCAUAAUUUGUUUGCCAGUUUUCAUCCCUUUUCUCAUCACUGCAACCCUCCAUGGCCACAUUUGUCAAAAGCUGUUGUUAGUUUUUGAACACCUUUUUCCCUUUCUUCAAAAGUUUUCCCCAUCUUGUGCAAAAUCAAUACAAGAAAGUGAAUGCAUAUAUGCCCACUUCAAAUUUCUGGGCAUCUUUUUAUUAUUUAGUUUCUUAUUUAGGAAAUAUAUAGUUUGAAUUAAUGCAACCCUCUCAUGGGGGCCUCUGUAAAUUUUAGCCUUGCAGCAAGGUUUUCCUUCUGAGAAUUGGAGGGCAAAUUUUGGAUCCCACUUCAACUAGAGACUUUCCAGGAGUAGCUUAAUUGGUUCUUCAUUGAUAGAGCCAGUAUAUAUAUUAUAUAAUCUUCCACAAGAAUGGCAAACACUGCAAAUAACACAAAGAUGAAGGGCCUCUUGAAAGGCCUAAGAUACAUUUCUCAAAUUUUUGAUGAUAACAAAGGCCAAGAUAUGCAGAUUGGGUUUCCUACAGAUGUAAAGCAUGUGGCCCAUAUAGGAUGGGAGGGUCCAUCAACUGCUGCUGGUUCUCCAAGCUGGAUGAAUGAGUUUCAAGCUCCACCUGGAUACUCAUCAGGACCUUUAAGCAAUGGAGAGACAAAAGAGGAUCCUGGGGUCAAAUGGGUCUCUCAAGAUUCAAGCCGGAAGGGUAGUUCAAGGGGUGCUAGGUCUCCGGCACAUGACAUGCCGCCACAGCAAACAUCAAGUGGGCAUGGAAAUAGUGGAAUCGACUCCCCUAAGAGGGAAAGAUCAGAUAAACCGAAGCAAACAAGGCGGUCUUCUAAGAAUAGGGACACAACAGAUAGUGUUACUAGAGGUAUCCGGCAAUCCAUGGAGUCAAUUCAUGGCAGUGAAUCGCCGCAAAACCCGCCAGACAUCCCUAAGAAAACGCGGCGAAAGAAAUCCAAAGAUUCCUCUAUUGGGGGGGCAUCAAGAAAGGCUAAACCCCAUGCUAGUUCAGAAACAUGUACAGAUCCUGGACGCCAACCUGCAACUACUUAUAAAUGUAGUAGCAAAGACCAACUAUCUCAGAAUUCUUUUCAAGAGGGGGAAGACAAGGGAUUUACAUGAAUUUCUUCACAAAAUUUAUUAUUGGUGUAGCUAGAAUAAAAUGUAUCAGGGAAGUGAAGCCAAACAAUUGUAACUUCAGUGUAAUAACAUCAUUUCAAUUUUUGAACAUUUUGCUUC